GAACAUAAUGUUGAAGGGGGCGGUACCCCACGACAUUACCCCGAUGCUGUAUGGUGCAAACUUGUUUGCAUACAAGAAGAAAGAUAGUGGGAUUCGCCCCAUUGCAGUGGGAACAAGCCUGCGGCGUGUGUUUUGCCGCAUUGUGACUUUCAGGUUACGUCACUUGAAUAAAAAGUUGCAGCCAAUCCAGCUGGGUUUCGCAACGAAAGGUGGUGUGGAGGCCGCUGUCCAUGCCGCACGCAGUUUUAUCGAAGAUGCUGCAAUUCUGGACAAGCCACAGGUUUUCCUUAAACUAGAUGUCAAGAACGCCUUCAAUUCCCUUGACCAAAACUACAUACUUAAAUCUGCCGAAGAGUUCAUGCCGGAGUACUACAAGUUUGUGUGGCAGUGCUACGGUGAACCAUCAAUACUGUUACACGGCAAGUACAGUGUAUCUUCACAGGCGGGCAUCCAGCAAGGAGACCCUCUAGGCCCGCUACUGUACUGCCUUGCAACUACUGGACCUCACAAACGCCUGAAGUCGAAGCUGAAAGAGUGUUUUCUUGACAAUGAUGCGCUCGGCGGAGACCCUGAAGAUGUCUUUGACGAUCUCCGCUCACUGCAGGAGGCGCUACGAGUGCACUGGCUAACGCUUAAUAUAGCAAAAUGCGAGCUGAUGGUUAUCGGAGGCUCCGAGAAAGAACGCCAAACUGUGUACGGCGCGUUUCUUCAUGCGUACCCAGACCUGCUUUGUCCCCAGCUGAAGGAUCUGCAUUACCUCGGUGCGCCAAUUCAUGAUGAUGCGGUUGCAGGCGCACUAGUCAGUGUUACGGAGGUAAUCGCCCGAAUGACAAAGCGGCUAAAUCUAAUACCGGCCCACCAGGCUCUGUACUUGUUAAGAUGCAGCAUGGGCACAGUAAAGCUGAUCUAUAAACUGCGCGCCAGCCGAUGCUACCAACAGAAAGCCCUGUUAAAAGCAUUUGACGAUAUCAUUCGCCAAAGUUUGACUAGCAUUACCAAUGUCAACAUUACUGAAGGCAUAUGGAUGCAGGCAUCUCUUCCGAUAAUAGAAGGCGGUCUCGGAAUUCGAAGCGUCGAAACGCUUGCCCUUCCGGCCUUUCUGGCCUCUGCUUAUUCGGUGGCUCCAUUAACAUCGGAAAUUAUCGAGUUCCAACCACAGAUCUACUGUCGUGAUGCUGCUGCAGAAUGGCAAGAAGUAACCCAACUAGACCUCCCACACCAUGACGCGCGACCGGUUCAGAAGGUAUGGGACAAUCCUAUUGUCCAAAACACCGUUGAACGAUUACGAACGGUAGCUGGGAACGACAUCUCCGAACAGGCAAGACUGAACGGUGUUAGCACGAAAGAAAACGGCGCAUGGUUGGGUGCGCUUCCGGCUGCCUCCCUUGGCAACCUCCUUACAGACUCAGCUGUACGAAUCGUCGUUGGUUUACGGCUUGGAGCACCGAUCAUCACCCCACACCGCUGUGUAUGCGGUGAGUGGGCGGAUGCCCGCGGUUACCACGGCUUAAGCUGCAAAAAAAGCCGCGGACGAAUCCCUACGCAUAAAUGCCUUAACGCCAUUGUGAAGCGCAGCCUCGCAUUGGCUGGCUUUGAACGCGAACUAGAGCCACAAGGUAUCUUCCCUACAGACAGCAAGCGCCUAGACGGCGUUACCUUGACACCAUGGGAGAGAGGACGGAUGUUGGCAUGGGACGCAACGUGCGUCAAUACAAUGGCCAUAUCGCACAUCGUCGCGACUUCCACACGAGCGGGAGCAGCAGCAGCACAGGCCGAGCAGGGCAAGAUCGAGAAAUAUCGCGAUAUCGGCCAGGACUACCUAUUCCGUGCUCUGGGCUUUGAGACGCUCGGACCACCCGGACCGGAAGCUGUCCGAACAAUAACGGAAUUCGGACAGAAAAUACGUCAGGAAACCGGCGAAAAACGAGCCACGGAAUAUCUUCGCCAACGGAUCAGUAUCGAAAUGCAGCGAGGAAAUGCUGCAUCGAUCAUGGGGACGGCGCCGAUGGGAGCGAAUUUAGACCAAAUUUUCUGUGUGAUUAGGCCGCCGCUGUCGAUUGAUGCUUAAUGAAUGAUAGUUUCCAAAGCUUUUGUUAAAAGUACUCGUGUUGUAAUUUGUAGAAAUAUAAACUAGUACUUAA
This is a messenger RNA of Paramacrobiotus metropolitanus, 2141 nucleotides long. RefSeq lists its product as uncharacterized. The transcript has a single exon. The coding region runs from base 8 to 2068 and encodes 686 amino acids. NCBI's taxonomy places the organism in Eukaryota, Metazoa, Tardigrada, Eutardigrada, Parachela, Macrobiotidae. The record is from RefSeq and is a predicted model, not a curated record.